Molecule: messenger RNA, 2895 nt
Organism: Candoia aspera
Lineage: Eukaryota; Metazoa; Chordata; Lepidosauria; Squamata; Candoiidae
Gene: ARSK
Product: arylsulfatase family member K
Exons: 8
Coding region: 288-1937 (549 amino acids)
Molecular function (GO): arylsulfatase activity; glucuronate-2-sulfatase activity
Source: RefSeq, a predicted model, not a curated record
UUAAUCGCCUUCACUCAUUCACUUACUAAAGAAAUGGGUUUUAAGUACUAAUUUUUCGCAAUAUGCAUCAUGGGAGUCGUAGUUUUCUCCGGUGCAACUGAUUUUUUUGGGGCACAAUGGUGUUAGUUGUCCGUCACGAGCUUCCUAGCGGUGGAAUGAAUCAUCCGGCGGGCGCAGUCAAGUGAAGCGUGAAGAUCGUUUGCCUGACUGUGCAAAGUGAACAGGGGUUCCGAGAAGGAUUUCUGAACGAAGCGGCCUGGAACCUUUGGUCUGAUCUUAAGCAAGAAAUGGGUAGAGGGGAUACAAACCCCGCAUCCUUUUCAAACUAUAUAAUAGUUGGCUUGGGCCUCCUGCUGGUGCGAUUUGUUUCUUGGGGACAAGUAAAGGCGAGGCCUUUGCUUGGUCCUAAAGAGAGCUGUGGAACUUGUGGAAAGCCUAAUGUUGUGAUGGUGAUGUGCGAUUCUUUUGAUGGAAGGCUAACAUUUUACCCAGAAAAUGAAACAGUAGCUUUGCCUUUUAUAAAUCUCAUGAGGAGGCAAGGCAGUCUCUUUCUUAAUGCCUACACCAAUUCUCCCAUAUGCUGUCCAUCUCGUGCAGCUAUGUGGAGUGGCCUUUUCACUCACUUAACUGAGUCCUGGAAUAACUUCAAGGGCUUAGAUCCAAAUUAUACAACAUGGAUGGACCAUAUGGAAAAGAAAGGCUACUAUAUUAAAAAAUAUGGAAAACUAGAUUAUACUUCUGGACAUCAUUCACUAAGUAACCGUGUGGAGGCUUGGACCAGAAAUGUUGAUUUUUUGCUUCAGCAAGAAGGCAGACCUGUGGCUAAACUCAUAGGUAACAAGACACACAUAAGAGUCAUGCAAAAAGAUUGGAAGGUUACUGAUGAAGCAGCAACAUGGAUAAAAAAUAAGGCAACUAAAUUAUCACAGCCCUUCGUUCUGUACUUGGGACUAAAUCUGCCUCACCCAUAUCCUUCACCAUCCUCAGGAGAAAAUUAUGGGGCAUCUACAUUUCUCACGUCUCCAUACUGGCUACAAAGGGUGAUGUAUGAUGCCAUAAAGAUUCCAAAAUGGUCUCCAUUUUCAGAGAUGCACCCAGUUGAUUAUUAUUCUUCUUAUACCAAGAACUGCAGUGGGCAAUUUACACCGGAAGAAAUCAGAAAUAUUCGAGCACAUUAUUAUGCCAUGUGUGCAGAAACAGAUGCCAUGCUUGGUGAGAUAAUUUCUGCUCUAAAUGAAACAGGACUGCUUGAAGGAACUCAUGUAAUAUUUAGUGCAGAUCAUGGAGAACUUGCUAUGGAACACAGACAGUUUUAUAAAAUGAGCAUGUAUGAAGCAAGUUCUCAUAUUCCCCUCCUUAUAAUGGGGCCAAAUAUUAAGUCACAGUUUGUAUCAAAUAUGGUGUCCCUUGUGGAUAUCUAUCCUACCAUGCUUGAUAUUGCAAGUAUCCCUAUACCAAAAAACCUCAGUGGAUAUUCACUGAUGCCUUUGAUAUUAGAAAGGGGAGAUUAUAAAACCCUGUCUAGAAAGCUACGUCCUCCUUGGGUUCUGAGCGAGUUCCAUGGCUGCAAUGUGAAUUCUUCAACCUACAUGCUGCGAAUUGACAAGUGGAAAUACAUUGCUUAUUCAGACGGCCAUUCUGUAUCUCCUCAGUUAUUUGAUCUUUCAACUGACCCAGAUGAACUAACAAAUGUAGCUACGAAGUUUCCAGCAAUCACACAAUCUUUGAACAAAAAGCUCUACCUUAUAAUUAACUAUCCAAAAGUCUCUGCAGCUGUUGAACAAUAUAAUAAACAGCAAUUUAUCAGCUGGAAGCAAAGUUUAGGACAGAACUAUUCAGAUACAAUAGCUAACCUCAGAUGGCAUUGGAGCUGGAAAAAGAAUCCAAAGAAAUAUCAACAUGCCAUUGAUACAUGGAUUGAAGGAAAUAUUCAUUAAUUAGUAAGAUUUCAGACAACAUGGGUAUAAUGAAUAAUUAUAUCUUGCUGCUAUAACGAGUGAACCAUAAAAUCAGAAUUGUUCACUAUUUCCAGCCUCCCCAUCUCCUUAUAUAAACUCACCCUAUUAACAUGUAAAUACUGUUAAGUAUUAUGCUAGUGUAUACUGCAGUUAACAUUAAACCAAUUCCUUAACCAGGAUGUGUUAGCCAGAUUCAAAACAGGUUAAGAGGAAAACCUGGUAAUGGAUAACAUGGUGCUGUCAUCAGUUACAUUGCAGUGAGGGUGAUGACACCAUGUGAGCAGUAGUGUCAUUGGGUGAAUGCUGAUGCCAUUACAUCUGUGCAUCCCAAUAUCUAGCAGAAGUUUGUAAGUUGUGGCAUUUGUGCAAUUACGUGGUCAUGCAUGUUAUGUCAUUUGCCCCCCUUACAUGCCCAACGAUUUAGCUGUCCUAAUGACCUUAUUUGGAUGCAAAAAAUUUCAAGCUCAUCACCUCUUCCCUUUCUACUCCUACAGUGUAGCACUGAGGAGAUCAGAAACAUUCCUCUUCCUUUUGACUGAGGUUCUCCAAGUGGUGGCUUGUAACUAAGCCAUACAAUGUUUGGUUUUGGUGUUGUAUGAAUCCAGUCCAAUGUUUAUUCAGUAAGCCAUGAAGAAAACAUGACUUAGUGUGAAGUAUAAAUGCAGUCUAUAUCUAACCCCAAGCAAACUAUGGUUAGUCUUAAUUGUGAUUUAAGAGGGUAUCUGACCCAUGGUUCCCCAGAGCAUUAUUUGCUAUAAUUGCCGAGGCUAUAGAAAUUCUCAGACUGAGAAUUGUUAUUAAUUGAUCCAAAGGCUGGUUUAGGUAAAGAAGCCAGCUUCAUAGUGAAAUUAUGAAGUUAACUGUGGUUGAACAAAACAAGGUAAUAGGAAUUAUAGUUUUAAUUAUGAGACAUAAUUAUGAAGUGUAGAUAAUUAUA